Messenger RNA from Hansenula anomala, 570 nucleotides. It is a transcript of the gene SLX9, whose product is annotated as Slx9p. The coding region runs from base 1 to 570 and encodes 189 amino acids. The transcript is spliced from 2 exons. Gene Ontology annotation, biological process: maturation of SSU-rRNA from tricistronic rRNA transcript (SSU-rRNA, 5.8S rRNA, LSU-rRNA). The record is from RefSeq and is a predicted model, not a curated record. Lineage: Eukaryota; Fungi; Ascomycota; Saccharomycetes; Phaffomycetales; Wickerhamomycetaceae. Gene Ontology annotation, cellular component: nucleolus; 90S preribosome; preribosome, small subunit precursor.
AUGGCUGCGAAAAAAAGAGUGAAUCUAAGAGCUAAAGUGGCUUCAAAAGCUAGUAAUAAGAAACCAAUCCAACCAUCAUCAAUAGAUAAUCAACUCUCAGAGGAUCCAAAGGCCUUUUUACAUGAAUAUAAAGAAUCCAAAAGAGAAAAACAAGAUACGAGAUCAAAAGAAUUCUUGAAUCGUUUAUCUUCAAAAGAUGACAAUCUAUCAGGGAUUUCUAAAUCAAGUAUAAGACGUCGUAAAAGAAAGCAAAAAGCUGAAUUAUUACCAAAGAUGCAAGAUUUAUUAACUUCAUUAGAAGAUACUACAAGUGAUAAUAAAGAAGAGGAUAAGAGUGAUAAAUUCGCCAAUAUCAACAUCGUUGAUAGAAAGACUGGUAAUAAGUAUAUUGAACAUGUUCAAAAACGUAAAAAUUUACCAAAUCCAAAGAAUCAAAAAGGUGCAAAAGUUAUUGAAAAAAUGGAAAGAGAAAAAUUUGUUCAAGUGUUACAAGAUCCAAAUUUUAGAGCUAAUCCAUUUGCAACUUUAAGAGAAAGUAUAGCUGCUAGAUUAAAGAAUGGAACCAUAUGA